Molecule: messenger RNA, 945 nt
Organism: Nanorana parkeri
Lineage: Eukaryota; Metazoa; Chordata; Amphibia; Anura; Dicroglossidae
Product: olfactory receptor 5V1-like
Exons: 1
Coding region: 1-945 (314 amino acids)
Biological process (GO): G protein-coupled receptor signaling pathway
Cellular component (GO): membrane
Molecular function (GO): olfactory receptor activity; G protein-coupled receptor activity
Source: RefSeq, a predicted model, not a curated record
AUGUUGGAGAAGAACCAAACCGUAGUCACAGAAUUUCUGCUUCUGGGAUUUGGAAAUCUCCAUGAACUCAGAAUUUUACUUUUUGUCCUUUGUUUGGUCAUCCACAUCAAUGCCGUAACAGGGAAUGUUCUUGUCAUCGUCUUGGUUUUGGUCAACCAGAGUCUCCACUUUCCCAUGUACUUCUUUCUCAGCCAACUGUCCUUGUCGGAAAUCCUCUUCACUACCAACAUUGUGCCCAGCAUGUUAUGGCUGAUACUGGUCGGCUGUGGGAGAGUAUCGGUUAACAGAUGUAUAUCUCAGCUGUUUUUAUUAGGUGUCCCCACCAUUAAUCAAUGUUUGUUGUUGGCUGCGAUGUCCUUUGAUCGACAUGUGGCCAUCUGCAAACCAUUACAUUACACCAUCAUCAUGACCUUCAAACUUCAAGUUCAGAUGUCUCUCUCCUGCUGGUUGGUGGGCUUUACAUUCUCAUUUGUAAUAUAUAUUCUUUUAGAUAGGUUGGAGUUCUGCGGCCCGAAUAUUAUCAAUCACUUCUACUGUGACAUUGCUCCAGUGGUAGAACUUUCAUGUUCGGACACUUCCGUUGUUAUGUUGGUCACUUCUCUUCUAUCUUUCCCUGUUGUCAUUUCUCCAUUUAUCUUCAUUUUGGUCACUUACAUCUCCAUCCUUAGCACCAUCUUGAAGAUCCCGUCCAACACCGGGAGGCAGAAGGCCUUCUCUACCUGCAGUUCCCACCUGACCGUUGCUUGUCUUUAUUAUGGAACUUUGUCCUUCCUUUAUAUUUUCCCACCAAGCAACAACUCUGUUAAUGUCAACAAAGGUCUGUCUUUGCUUUACACCCUACUGACACCGUUGUUUAACCCUCUGAUCUACAGCCUGAGAAAUCAUGAUAUUCGGAAAGCCAUUAACAGACAUAUUAAACAGUGGACUAAAUAUCCAAUUAGGUAG